Molecule: messenger RNA, 6737 nt
Organism: Dunckerocampus dactyliophorus (ringed pipefish)
Lineage: Eukaryota; Metazoa; Chordata; Actinopteri; Syngnathiformes; Syngnathidae
Gene: ptprk
Product: protein tyrosine phosphatase receptor type K
Exons: 42
Coding region: 406-4998 (1530 amino acids)
Biological process (GO): protein dephosphorylation
Cellular component (GO): membrane
Molecular function (GO): protein binding; protein tyrosine phosphatase activity
Source: RefSeq, a predicted model, not a curated record
UCUGUCUUUAACAGACAAAAACGACGACUCUUUCACGUCAAAGAACCGGCUCUAACAGUCGUCCCAAACCGCCACAAAUACAUUCCAGUCCUGUGGGAAGAACUGACGUCGUUAUGGAGUUUACAUGCCCUCCCUGUUCAUUCUCGAGACAAAGGCGCGUGCAGGCGCCUCUGCUCCGCUGCCUCACUCAAAAUACGGCGUCCUGUGAGCCUGUUGGGAAGCCAAAAGCCAGAAAAGAAAGGAGAGAAUGGAGCGCUCGACUCGGCUACGGCAGGAGGAAUAAUCACUAAAACACUGCCAACAGCCCACCGCAGAGACACUGGAAGACGGACAAACUCACAGAAGAAAGUCAACUUAGUGCGAGGGAAAGUGUUCCACACUUCUCGUCUGGACGGUGGUUUAAACAUGGAUACACUUUUCUCUCUUUUGCCGGGACUCUUGUUCCUGAUCUCGGCUGUUGGUGAUGUCUCCGCGCAGAUGCCACCAGCUCACAUGGGACGCGCUGAGAAGGGAAGCUGUAUGUUUGAUGAAGGCUUCUCUCAGUGUGAUUACCAACAAGAUCCCUAUGAUGACUUUGACUGGACACACAUCAAUACCCAGGAAGUGCCAUACGUGUCCCCCUACUUGCCCAAAGGUUCCUACAUGUAUGUGGAUGUCUCUCAGUAUGAAGUUGGGGAGAAGGCCAGGUUUCAACUGCCGGUGAUGAAGGAGAAUGACACCCACUGUAUUGACUUCAACUAUCAACUCAUCAGCCCUGAUGGCUCCAGUCCUGGGACCCUCAAUGUCCUGGUCAAGGUUAACAAGGGUCCCUUGGCCAACCCUAUUUGGAAUGUAACUUCCUACACUGGUAAAGACUGGCUGAAGGCCGAACUCGCCGUCUCCACCUUCUGGCCCAAUGAAUACCAGGUUAUAUUUGAAGCAGAGAUUUCGGACAGGAAAGCCGGCUUCAUCGUUAUAGAUGACAUUCAGGUGCUCAGUUACCCAUGCGAUAAAUCCCCUCAUUUCCUGCGUCUUGGAGAUGUAGAGGUGAACGCCGGUCAGAACGCCACUUUUCAAUGCAUCGCCACCGGACGAGAUACAUUGAACAAUAAACUCUGGCUUCAGAGGAGAAACGGAGAAGAUAUUCCCGUGUCUCAGAGGAAAAACAUCAACCACAGACGAUUCUCCGCCUCAUUCCAUCUCAACGAAGUCACCAAUCAGGAUCAAGAUCUGUAUCGCUGUGUCACACAGUCAGAGCGCGGCUCCGGGGUGUCCAACUUUGCCGGUCUUAUCGUCAGAGAGCCUCCACACCCUAUAGCCCCACCCCAGCUGCUCGGUGUUGGCCCUACCUACCUGCUGAUUCAGCUCAAUGCCAACUCCAUCUUUGGAGAUGGUCCUAUUAUACUUAAAGAGGUGGAGUACCGCAUGACAUCGGGCACUUGGACGGAGACUCAUGCCGUCAACUCACCCAACUAUAAGUUGUGGCAUCUCGACCCAGAUACAGAGUACGAGAUCAGGGUCUUACUCACGCGACCGGGAGAGGGCGGGACAGGCAAACCCGGGCCGACGCUCAUUACGCGGACCAAAUGUGCAGAACCCAUGCGUACUCCCAAGAGGCUGAAGAUCGCUGAGACCAGGUCCCGCCUGAUAGCAGUGGACUGGGAAUCGUUAGGUUACAACAUCACCCGCUGUCACACCUUUAACGUCACCAUUUGCUAUCAUUACAUGACGGCAAACAACCGCAGUAAGGCUGACUGCCUCGACAUGGACCCAAAAGCACCACGCCACAUCGUGGGAAAUCUGCCACCUUACACCAAUGUCAGUCUGAAGAUGAUUUUGACCAACCCAGAGGGAAGAAAAGAGAGUGAUGAAACAAUCAUCCAGACUGAUGAAGAUGUUCCAGGUCCAGUCCCCACUCAGUCAGUACGAGCCACACCAUUUGAGGACAGAAUUCUCCUUUACUGGAAAGAACCAUCGGAGCCCAAUGGCGUGAUCAUACAAUAUGAGAUCAGCUACAGCGGUUUGCGUUCCUUCGACCCAUCGGUGCCUCUGCAGCGGCCUGGGCUCACGGUGUCUUUACCCUCUAACGCCACCCAUCACCUCUUCUCCCAGCUCCACCCAGGGGUCACUUACCAGCUCUCCAUACGAGCAUCCACCUCGAAAGGAUUUGGUCCUGCUACCACACUCAAUGUGACGACUAAUAUUUCAGCCCCAACAAUAGAUGAGUACGAUGGCUCAGAGGCCUUCCUGAACGAAACUGCAACGACCAUCACCGUUCUGUUGAAACCAGCCCAGGCUAAGGGAGCGCCUAUAAGUGCUUACCAAAUUGUGGUGGAGGAAGUGAAUCCCCAGCGAACACGUCGCCAAGCUUCCUCUGACUGUUAUGAGGUUCCAGUUUCCUACCACAGUGCAUCUACUGGUGGAUCUCCAUAUUAUUAUGCUGCUCAGCUGUCACCCAGCAACCUCCCAGAGCCCCUCCCGUUCACCGUUGGAGACAACAGGACAUAUCAGGGUUUCUGGAACGCUCCUUUGGCUCCAAGGAAGAACUACAACAUCUACCUUCAAGCUGUUAGCAGCACUGAGCGGGAAACUAAAACACAGUGUCUGAGGCUGGCUACUAAAGGUGCCACUGAGGAGCCCGAAGUCAUCCCUGACCCCGCUAAACAGACGGACCGCGUGGUGAAGAUUGCCGGUAUCAGCGCCGGAGUCCUGGUCUUCAUACUGCUGGUGCUGGUAGCCAUCUUAUUGGUCAAGAAAAGGAGGACCUACUAUUCAUACUCUUAUUACCUGAAGCUCGCAAAGAAGCGUAAGGACGCCAUCGGAACAACCCGACAGGAAAUGACGCACAUGGUGAACGCCAUGGAUCGCAGCUAUGCGGACCAGAGCACUCUGCAUGCCGAGGACCCCAUGACGGUGACCUUCAUGGACUCUCACAACCACAACAACAGAUUGCCCAACGAUCCUCUGGUCCCCACUGCUGUGUUAGUUCCAAUCACAGAUGAGAACCACAGUGCCUCGGCGGCGGAGAACAGCAGGCUUCUGGACGUUCCUCGCUAUCACUGUGAAGGGACCGAAUCACCAUAUCAGACGGGACAGCUCCACCCCGCCAUCAGAGUGGCUGACCUUCUGCAACACAUCAACUUGAUGAAAACAUCCGAUAGCUACGGCUUUAAGGAGGAGUAUGAAAGUUUUUUCGAAGGCCAGUCAGCCACCUGGGAUGUGGCAAAGAAGGAGCAAAACCGCACCAAGAACCGUUAUGGCAACAUUAUAGCAUAUGAUCAUUCAAGGGUCAUUCUCCAGCCCAUAGAAGACGACCCCUCCUCCGACUACAUCAACGCCAACUACAUCGAUGUAAGUGGAAACGCAUCGAAUGCUACUAUUGGCUCCCAAAGAAACCAACGAAACCACACUCCCUCGCUCAUUUGGCUGUACAGGGAUGGCUAUCAGAGACCAAGCCACUACAUUGCUACUCAAGGUCCUGUGCAUGAGACCGUGUAUGACUUCUGGAGGAUGGUGUGGCAGGAACAGUCGGCCUGUAUUGUCAUGGUAACCAAUCUGGUGGAGGUUGGAAGGGUCAAGUGCUACAAGUACUGGCCAGAUGAUGCUGAGGUGUACGGUGACUUCAAGGUGACUUUUGUCGAGGUGGAACCGCUUGCUGAAUACGUGGUGCGCACAUUUACAUUGGAGAGGCGCGGUUUCAACGAGGUGCGAGAAGUCAAGCAGUUUCACUUCACAGGCUGGCCUGAUCACGGAGUUCCGUAUCACGCCACUGGACUGCUUUCCUUCAUCCGCAGAGUUAAAAUCUCCAAUCCGCCCUCUGCUGGGCCUAUUGUGGUCCACUGCAGGUACAAAUCAAUUCUACACGCCUUCACAUGCACACCAGCGUACAUUCUCACAAAGACUUAUCUCAUUGUUUAUUUUCUCUGCAGUGCUGGAGCAGGACGCACAGGCUGCUUCAUCGUCAUCGACAUCAUGCUGGACAUGGCCGAGAGAGAGGGCGUGGUCGACAUCUACAACUGUGUCAAGGCACUUCGGUCCAGGAGGAUCAACAUGGUACAGACUGAGGAGCAGUACAUAUUCAUCCAUGAUGCCAUAUUAGAGGCUUGUCUCUGCGGAGAAACGGCCAUUCCGGUCUGCGAAUUUAAAGCGGCCUUUUAUGAGCUGAUCCGCAUCGACUCCCAGACCAACUCGUCACAUCUGAAGGAUGAAUUCCAGACAUUAAACUCCGUGACUCCUCAGCCUCAGCCUGAAGACUGCAGCAUUGCGUUGUUGCCUAGAAACCAGGACAAGAACCGCUUUAUGGACGGCCUUCCUCCAGACAGAUGCCUCCCCUUCCUCAUUACGAUAGAUGGGGAAAGCAGCAACUACAUCAACGCCGCUCUCAUGGACCUGUCAGAGGAGUUCCAGAGCUACAGACAACCCGCUGCCUUCAUCGUCACUCAGCAUCCUUUGCCCAACACCGUCAAAGACUUUUGGCGCCUGGUGUACGACUAUGGAUGCACCAGUCUGGUGAUGCUCAAUGAAAUCGACCUAGCGCAGGGUUGUCCCCAGUAUUGGCCAGAAGAGGGCAUGCUGCGCUAUGGGCCCGUCCAGGUGGAAUGUAUGUCCUGCUCAAUGGACUGUGAUGUGAUCAGCCGGCUCUUCAGAGUCUGCAACCUUACCAGGCCUCAGGAAGGCUACUUGAUGGUUCGUCAGUUCCAGUACUUGGGCUGGGCGGGACACAGGGAGGUCCCGGCCUCCAAGCGAAGUUUCCUCAAGCUCAUCCUGCAGGUGGACCAGUGGCAACGUGAGGGGGAGGAGGGAGAGGGAAGAACCAUCGUCCACUGCCUAAACGGAGGAGGCCGUAGUGGAGUAUUCUGUGCCAGCAGCAUCGUGUGUGAGAUGGCCAAGAGGCAGAGCGUGGUUGACGUCUUUCACGCCGUCAAAACGUUGAGGAACAGCAAGCCCAAUAUGGUGGACACUCCGGAGCAGUACAGGUUCUGCUACGACCUGGCCCUGGAGUUCAUAGAGUCCUCAUAAACGACAGAGGAGGAGGGGGGAAAAAGGCCUCGCCUCCUCUUGCGUAGCAUGCUGUCAUUCCUCACAAACCACGCCACAGCGUCACCUAGUGGUGGUGCACUGAGGAGCGGACUUUGGAUGGACUUCGCCAUUCUUAUUGUACAGCUUCAUGAGUGCCAGUUUGGACCCUAAAUGUGCUGGGGCCAUGCAUUAAUGUUCAGUCCCUCACCAGAGUUGCAGUACUCCUACCUGCCCUCAAGGGGCCUCCCCAGCACUGCAAAUUAGUACAAGAACUUUUAGAUUAGUUCUGCAGUAUCAUUUUAAGUUUUUUAUUUUUAUUUUUUUUAUAUGAGCCAAAAUACAUAAAUAGAAGAAAAAAAUGUUAAUGAAUUGGGUGUGCUUGUCAUGUCGACACUGACAAUAAACGUUUUCAUGUUGAGUAUUAUUAGGUUUUUACAUUUGUCAUGUCAUGAAGAAGUUAAUAGUCUUACAAAAUGUGAUUUUUUUUUUUUAAUGUGUAAACGUGUAAGUUGAUUUUCUCUCAAUGUCUUUGUUGUGCAGAUGGACUGAAGUCUUCUCUGCACCCUGAGCAGUUAACGGUGAACACUUUAUUCAGUUUGAAUUGAGGGCUGGGCCCGGGACUCUUUCAAUUUGAACACCUUAUUAGAAAUCCCAGCUGACGAGCUCCUUAAAGGUGUAAGGACUAAAUGCUGCAUCCUGACUUGCCAACCAACCUAUUUGUCUUUUCUAUGAUUUUGUUGUGUCGUAGCUGCGUGCGUUUUCCUCCAUAAGCCAAAGACUUUGGUGUAAAUAUGUCUAUAAGGUUAAAGCACAUUGUUUGUAUUUAUUGUUUACUUGCAUUGCUUGUAAGAACAAUCAUUCUUCACUCCACGUUUACGCCACCGACACCCGAGUGGGGUGAAAGUGUGACGUCACGGGCCCGUCAGCAGAGGAGAGUGUAAGAACCGAGCUGUAUAUCGGAGCAUUACGGUACUUUUUUGUUUUGUUUUUGUUUCAGUAUUUACUCUGUAGUAUUGUCUUGUUUUCACUUAAUGAGUCUGUGAUGUUCCUGUGCUUUUCAUUUUGUGCAAACAUCACUUCCUCCGUGGUCAGUGCUGUAUUUUUGCAUCAUCAGAAAAAGACGGGAUAAGCGUCGUAUUUAUCCCAGGCUUAACGAGUGAAACAAAACGAUUAUUGUGCCUGAUCAUUUUGUCGCGCGUUAUGACGGCAGACGUUGAAUGCAUCCUCAUGGACGAUCAAUGUUUCACGUUGACUUGUGCUUACUGUUUUUGCACAACCUUCAUUCAGAGAAAAAAAAACAUGUUUGUAAAUAGAAUGAGGGGAUGUUUGCUGUAAAUAGACAGUGAAGAGUACAUUUAAAAGGCUCUACUGUACAGUAGAGACGUAACUUGACGGCUGAAAUGUUAGAUCAGUUCUGUUUGUACAUAGAAAAACAAACGUCGGGCUUUGAAAUUGUUUGUUGCCGCCUGUACACAGAACGUUUUAAUGUUUAUUCUAUAGGUGGAAUCGAAAUUGUCUUAUUUUCUGCAUUUUUUUUGUUUGUUUGUUUUUUUUUUUUUAAAGAAAAGAUGUGGAGCAACAGCGAGUUAAGGAAUCCAGCAUUCCAGUAAAAGUGAAGUAACGACCAUGAUAGAAACGUUUGCUACGAAGCCGGUCUGAAUAUAAAAUUAUAAGAUAUUCAUAGUUCUUCUUGUCUGUAAUGUUUGGUUUCUUUGCUGUAAUAAAAAAAAUACCACUAC